Nerophis ophidion (straightnose pipefish) is the source of this 3842-nucleotide messenger RNA. RefSeq names its product opsin 8, group member c (gene opn8c). Gene Ontology annotation, biological process: G protein-coupled receptor signaling pathway. Gene Ontology annotation, cellular component: membrane. Gene Ontology annotation, molecular function: G protein-coupled receptor activity. NCBI's taxonomy places the organism in Eukaryota, Metazoa, Chordata, Actinopteri, Syngnathiformes, Syngnathidae. Bases 2559 to 3842 code for a protein of 427 amino acids. The record is from RefSeq and is a predicted model, not a curated record. The transcript is spliced from 4 exons.
GCCACGCCGCAUUGAUGCAGUAAUCCCUGCAAAAGGAUUCCCAACCAAGUACUGAGUGCAUUAAUUGACAUUUGAUUUUGUUUUGCUGUUAUAAAUCUUUUUUUUUUAACUUGGUUUGAGGAAAUAAUCAAAUUUUUUGGGAUGGUAUUUUUGCGUUUUUUUAAGCUGUAUGCCAUAAUCAGCAAUAUAAAAAUAACAAAAGGCUUGUAAUAUUUCAGUUAAUGUGUAAUGAAUCCAGAAUGUAUGACAUUUUCAUGUUUUUAGUUGCAUUCAGAGAAAAUAAAGGACUUUAUCACGAUAUUCAAAUUUUCUGAGACAGUCCUGUACAGACAUGUAGACUAACAAUGUCACAUUUUGGUGGUAACAUGGCUGCAUUAUUUUUGCAAUAACGUCAUCACUAGAUCCGUGUUUUUUAGUUCUGUUUCUUUAUCAUGUGUGAAGUUUACGACAUGUCAGUUUCGAAUGCUUCAUAAUGCUCCAUUUUUGGUUACAAUUAGAGUGAUGAGUGUGUUCAUUUACGAUCAAAAAUAUAAUAAUGCCCAUUUUUGAUUGACACUGUCAAAAAGGCUAUAUUUUAAAGCAGGCAUAAGACGUUCAAACAACGUUGAGAACUUGUUGAAUUGGGUCCAGACGUUGAAGAGCUCAAACAUAACAUCAUGCUUUUUGAAGACGUUUAAUCAACUUCUGACAUUGAGUUGACUGUUGAAUAUUAAUCAUUUCCCAACCAAUAUUUUACAAAACAAAUGUAUUUAUUGUCAGGUUGUGACCUUAAUUUGACCAUUGAGAUUUGCUCAUUUCCCAACCAACAAAGUGGAUCCAACAUUAGACAUCAACACUGUCUCAAUUUACUAAUACAACUAUGUAAAGGCCCUUAAGGAGGUGGCGACUUGUCCAGGGUAUACGCCGCCUUCUGCCCGAUUGGAGCUGGGAUAGGCACCAACGACCCCAAAGGGAAUAAGCGGUAGAAAAGUGAUGGAACUAUGUGAAGGACAUGUCCGUAUUAGACUUUAGACUUUCUUUUAUUGUCAUUAAAAUUUGAACUUUUGCGGUACAGAUAAAAGCAAAAUUUUGUUGCAUUAGCUAAAGGAUAAAAACAGCAAUAAGGUGCAGAUAUGAAUACAUAUAUUACUGUAAAGAUAAAUAUAUUGCACUUUUGUAUUGCAUCUAGGUUUAUGGAUGUAUGUUAUAUUGUCUUUAUAUUUGCUAGAAUAAUUUUUAUGUCUCAGUUAUCACGCAACUCUUAUGCUUAAAGGCCGUUGCUGUAGUUAUUAUCAAUUGUGCUGAAGUUGUACUUUUCUUUAUAAUCAAAGUUGUAUCAAUGUCUUGUGCGUGCUGGGUAAGUAGUCUUAGUAAGAAUUAAUUUGCAAAUCAUGGUGGAAAUGAAGUAUUUGCUCAAUAACAAAAGUUAAACGUUAUAUUGUACCGUAGCCGUUGUUGGCAAUGACAGAAAUCAAACCUUUCUCGUAUAGGUCUUCACCAGGUUUGCUCAUAUUGUUGCCAGAAUUUUGGCCCAUUCUUAUGGAGCCACUUCCUUGUUGCCCGAGCGCCGUGUUUGGUAUCAUUGGAAGACCAUUCCAUGUCUCAUCUUCAAUGCUCUUGCUCAAAAUCUCACGAUACAUGACCCCCGUAUAAAGCGUGAUGUUUCCACCUCCAUGCUUUAUAUUACGAUGGUGUAUUUGGAAUGCUACUCAGCAUUCUUCUUCCUCCAAACAUGGAUUUUUACCAAAUAAUUUAUAUUUUGCUGUCUUUUGACCACAUGACUUUCUCCCAAAGCUCUGGAACAACCUCGUGGUCCCAGGCAAACUUAAGACGGAUUUGUGCUGGCUUAAGUUUCGGGGCACGUGUUACUAACGGUAACCUUUAUUAACUGGUCAUUCACCAGGUCCCCCCCUGUGUAGUUCUUGAAUUUUUUGUUCACCGUUCCUAGGUUAGGUUCGGCCUUACGGGAUGAGCCCUUGCUUAGGAGCUCCAGACUGACGGACAUUACCAAUGGCCUUGUAUGUCUUCCAUUUUUCUAAUACUUGCUCCCACAGUUGAUUUCUCCACACCAAGCUGCUUGCCUACUGCAGAUACACUCUUACCAGCCUGGUAAAGAUCCUUACAAUUUUGGUCCUGGUGCCCUUGGACAGCUCUUGGCCAUUGGUGUAGUUUGGAGUCCGACUGUUUGAGACUGUGGUCAAGUUUCUAUUAUUAAAUAGGUGUCAGAUGAAGUUAGAAGUUCUUGUGUUUGUUAUUGACCAAAUACUUAUUUUCCACCUAAUACAUUCUUAAAAUCCUACUUUGUGAUUUCCUGGAUUUUUUUUUUUCUUUUUCCCGCAUUGCCUUUCACAGCUGAAGUGGACCUCUAAAGAAAAUUACAGACCUCCGUCAUCAUUUUAAGUGGGAGAACUGGCACAAAAGUUGGCUGAUUAAAUGUUUUUUCCCCCCCACUGGAGCUCCUGAGGUGUGAAGUGGCCACAGUUAUCGCACAGUAGAAACAUUUACUCCGAUGGAAUCCUCCGUUCUUCUUCGCUCAGACUCGCUGUUGCCAUGGUGACAAGUCCUCCACCUUCAAGAAAAUGAUGUUUCUGGCUUCUUCUUUCAGUGACAGGAAAGACUCUAGAGACUUGGUACAAAUGCUCCUGAACUGCACCUCGGUCAACCAGACCGGCACUGUGUUCACUUCCAAACUGAGCGCCGCUGCAGACAUUUGUGUGGGCUUAGCUAUCCUCUCUGUGGUUCUGCUGUCAGUUCUGGGCAAUGGCGUGGUCCUGGUGAUCUGUUACCGCCGCCGCAAGAAGAUGGUGGGCACCGAGCUCCUCUGCGUCAACCUGGCCGUGGUGGAUUUCAUGUGCUGCAUCUGCUUCUACCCGCUCUCCAUCCUCUCGUCCUUCCGGCACGCGUGGCAGGGAGACCACGUGACGUGCGUGUACUACGGCCUGGGCUGCUUCAUCUUUGGCCUGUGCGGCAUGUUCACCAUCGCCGCCAUCAGCGUCAUCCGCUACCUGAAGACCUGCUACAGCUUGCUUUACGCCGUGUGGCUGGAGGGCGCCAACAUCCGGCUGGUGUGUUUGGGCAUCUGGCUGCUGGCGGCGGCCUGGUCCAGCUUCCCUCUCUUGGGCUGGGGCGAGUACGUCCCCGAGCCGUACGGACUGUCCUGCACCGUGGCCUGGCGCGGCUACCACGCCUCCGCCAAGGACGCCGCCUACGUCAUCUGCUCCUUCACCUGCUUCACGCUGCUGCCCGUGCUGCUCAUCCUGGUGUCCCAGUGCCAGAUCCUCCACAAGGUCUCCCGCUUUUCCUACUCGCUGUCGGCACGGGGCGUCCACAACAACCUGCGGCGGGCCGAGAAACGACUCUCCAUGAUGUUCUUCUGCAUCAGCCUUGGUUUCGUGGUGGCCUGGGCGCCGUACGCCGUGGUUUCUUUCCUCUUCAUCUUCCACAAGGACAAGCCGUACAUGGCUCCGGAGGGCUUUGUGCUCCCCGCCCUCUUUGCCAAGAGCUCCCACAUCUACAACCCCUUCAUCUACUUCUACUUCAACAAGACCUUCCAGCAGGAGCUGCGCUCCCUGCUUCUGUCUCUCUGGCCGAGUACGGGCGGGAAUCGGGUCGGCGUCCACGUGGCCCCCGAGCCGAUCCACAUCCAGCUGCAGGAGAGAAGCUGCGUGCGGAAGGUGUUCGCUAUGUCGCACGAUCGGACGUGCAGCAAGAGCCGUGGCAAAUGUAGCAAAGGUACGAGCGCUAACUCCGCCCGUGGCAGACCGGUGCCCAAAUGCUGGGGGUCCGUGUCCAAGAACGCCCCUGUUUGCUCGGAAAAUAAAUCUGCCUAUAACUCUUUGCCUGCUUCUAUGGGCUCUAUUUAG